Parastagonospora nodorum SN15 is the source of this 864-nucleotide messenger RNA. RefSeq lists its product as hypothetical. Bases 1 to 864 code for a protein of 287 amino acids. The record is from RefSeq and is a predicted model, not a curated record. Lineage: Eukaryota; Fungi; Ascomycota; Dothideomycetes; Pleosporales; Phaeosphaeriaceae. The transcript has a single exon.
AUGCCUUUUGAGAAAAUGGCAACAUUCCUGAGCUUGCCAGCUGAACUUCGCAACCGCAUCUACGAGUACACUUUGACGGAUGAUUCGCCCUUAGGGUUACCUCAUCGCCCGUACUUCUUCUACCAGGAGCAAUGGACACCAAUAUUUUUCGCAUCGAGCGGGAAGAUCUAUAACGUCCUCAAAUUUGUUUGUCGCCAACUCCGCGCCGAAACAAGCGGGCUAGAUCUUGAGUACAACGACAUACUCAUCGAUGAUGGCAAACACGCACCUAUGCGUCGACUGCACAAUUUCUGCAAGAGCGAAUUUGACAUGCGAUGCAGUCCAAGAUUUUGCGGCUUCUUGAAUAGCAAAGUUGCCAGUCAACCAUGGCAAAACACUGCCGAUUUGGCUGAAUGGUGUGCGUUGAGGCCAAAACUCCGGGUGCACUAUCGCCUCAAAGGAUUCCAGCCCGGGGAGUUCAGAUUGCCAAAAGAUGUAACAAGAUGGAAUGAUUGGCAGCAAGGCUCAGCCGCUUGCAAUGCUGCUGCGUUCAUCACGGAUGGGGUCUACUUCACUAUCUUGUUGAGAGGGCAGCGCUGGUCGCCAAGCCAGUGGCAUAGACUGGGUUUUGGGUUCAUUGGAACUGGCAUAACGCGAGAGAGCAGAAUGCAGAGGAUGGAAAAUGUGGCUAAGUGGUCGAGAGACGAGUGGGAAGUAGAUGUACAUGGCAAGGUGGCAAAUCUGAAGUUCUUCCCUACUGGCAGGGGAUUUGAUCGUAUCAUGAAGGCCGCAGUGGAGUGUCUGGCGCGGGAGAGUUUGGCGAGUGAAGAAGUGCGGUGUGAAUGGAUGGCGAUGUGUAGAAAGUGGUAUACCGUGGGGAUCUAA